This is a messenger RNA of Amblyraja radiata (thorny skate), 1592 nucleotides long. RefSeq names its product interleukin-8-like. Gene Ontology annotation, biological process: immune response; chemotaxis; defense response. Lineage: Eukaryota; Metazoa; Chordata; Chondrichthyes; Rajiformes; Rajidae. The transcript is spliced from 4 exons. Bases 98 to 376 code for a protein of 92 amino acids. The record is from RefSeq and is a predicted model, not a curated record. Gene Ontology annotation, molecular function: chemokine activity. Gene Ontology annotation, cellular component: extracellular region.
ACUGGUCCUCUGCAGCAGAACGUGAUUUCAGCAGAGAGCUGUUGCAUUGGGCAGAAGAUCCUUCAGCAGACAUCUCUUCAGCAGCACAAAGUGGAAGAUGGACAGAGCAGCCAGUGUGACCAUCCUCAUCCUCCUUCUGUGUGCCAUCACUACACAGGGUAUUCCGAUCCUAGGACUACAAGGACGUUGCCGGUGUAUUCGGACCACAUCUGUUUUUAUUCGUCCAAAAUUAAUCCAGAGAUUGGUAUACAUUCCCCCAAGAUCUCAAUGCGAAACAGCUGAGAUAAUCAUCACUCUGAAAAAUAGGAAGAGAGUGUGUGUGAAUCCUGAUGCCAAGUGGUUGCAGGCAUUCAUAAAUGCGAGGAGAGGAAGUUAAAUUGCAAUCUUGAAGAUUCAAUUCCAUUCCAAAGUUAUCUGAAGUGGAAUGAUGGAAAAUCAGCCAUGGAUAUUGCCUCUCUGAUGUCACCUUCCUGCUGCUCAUUCUGGUGUCUCCUCUUCAUUGUCCUCCAAAUAAUUUCACAAUUGAUCCGGAGGCAGGACUUCUUUCCUCCUGUGGUAAUAUCUGUUUGCCAGAGAUAUUUAUUAAACUGAUAUUUGUUCAACUCUGUGCCAUGUCUGAGGUCCUGCUUGAUGUCUGUGGUAAUCGAAGUAGAUUGUGGUCAUGUCUCUGAUCUCAUCACAAGAUACUAUGGAACUGAAUUUAAUUGACUUGUAGUUCUUCACAAUUAUUUGGAAAUAGCUUCCCAUCAACAAACUGGAUACAGUGGAAUUGAUGUUUAAAUGUGUGGAAUAGACUAAAUGAAACAGGUGCCUGUUAUUAAGAUUUACUAAUAGAAAUAAGAAAGGUGCGAGGUGAUGUGAGUUUCAGUAGUUUUGUUCAUUAGAUUCCAUGAUGUUUUGAUCUCUGCCCAGAAGGAAAUCCAGUGGAUGGGUUAACGUUGAUACCUGUCCACCAACAACCCCCCCCCCCCCCCCCCCCCCUUCCAUGCCACCGACAUUGGCAUGACAAAAUAGCUCGUCCACUGAGUUGAAAAUGAGCUGUUAUCGUUCUGUCUUCUUAAUCCUGCAUGUUUUACCAGGGCCAAAAGGCUGAAAUAUCCUCAAUGUUCACAAAAUAAUUAUCCUUAGUUAUUUCAAUAAAGUAAUCCGAGUGGAAUGAUGAAGAUAUAAAUAAUUAACUAAGCACAUUCCUCCAUUUUCCUGAAGAUUUGAUGCAAUACGGUAUUGUCUCAAAUUAACCUAUGAAGCAAAAUUUGCACAGUUCCCCAUCUAGUUUAAAUCCUGUUUAUAGUUCAGUGAUGUAAUGGCGGCAAUAGUGUGAUCAAACAUAUUUCUUUGACCUUGAAUAGAAACGUUUUUAUUUCAAUAAUUUUUAUUUAUUUGCCAGCAAAUAACAUUGGAACCAGCUCACAAUAUUACUGACCAUUGGUAUUUUAACAUGAGCUGAAAGACUUUCUCUGUAAAUAUUAGACUUUAGAAUCUAUCCAAGUGAAAGCAAUUUUUUUAUGCAGAUUAUUUUUUAAUGAAAAAUAUAUACAUUUUGAAAGGUAGUGCAGCUAAGAGUCUUAUGCUCACUGGAAAAAAUGAAAUUU